UUUCCACUCGAUCAACUCGGUAAUUUUGGUGGUGAGUUUCAUACUGUAUGGGAAAAGAACAAGAGUGUGAAUGUGGAUGGCGAGUUGGUCGUUUUGCUUUUCCUGAAUGCCAAAUUUUGUUGGAGGAAGAGCGGGCAGAUUCGAGAUUAUGUGGAGCAGUUGCAAAAUUUGUCCAAGACGGUGUCGGAUCAGUAUGGUAGUCCCGUUGAUGACG
Messenger RNA from Guillardia theta CCMP2712, 214 nucleotides. RefSeq lists its product as hypothetical. NCBI's taxonomy places the organism in Eukaryota, Cryptophyceae, Pyrenomonadales, Geminigeraceae. The annotation marks the transcript as partial. The record is from RefSeq and is a predicted model, not a curated record. The transcript has a single exon.